AUGGUAGGGCAUGUUGUUUCGCCAGAAGAUGAUCGAGAGCUCUGUGGCGAAGAUGUUCCGAUCCUUUUGGAAGGCCGCAGGAUCCAGCCUGGGCCUGGAGAUGGACCUUUCGAAUUUGAUUCCAGCUCAGCCACUGUUUUACCAAAAAAAAGCCGUCAUCGCCUGGUGAUUACCCUGGUUGCGAUAAUGCUCACCUUUGAGAUCGGAGGUCAGAUGAUCCCAGGCCCUAUGGUACGCAUUAUCGAAGCCAUCGUCUGUGAUGACUAUUGGCGUGCACACGACGCAAGCCGGCUCCCGCCUUCGGGCCAUGUAACAGAGCAGCUAUGUAAGAUAGAAGAGGUGCAGGCGGAAGUCACAACUGUUAAGGGUUAUAAGGAUUUCCUCGAGGGGCUACUCUGCGUCCUCUGCGCUAUCCCGUACGGUCUAUUGGCGGAUCGAUAUGGACGCAGGCGAGCCAUUCGUCUUACCAUUCUUGGAUUUCUCAUGAAUGCAAUCAUCACUAAUUCCGUACUGUGGUUCUCUGAUAUCUUCCCUCUCAGGGCUAUCUGGCUCGCACCGCUGAGCUGGACUAUUGGGGGAGGACCAGCUAUUGCAAUGGCGGUGAUAUGGACAAUGUUGGCCGAUCCCACGACAGAUUCAAACCGUGCGAUACUCUUCUUCCGGGUUGGAGUCACCAGUGAGAUUGCUACUUUCCUCGCCGGCGCCAUAAGCGCGCAACUCAUGGCCUUUGACCCUUGGAUUCCGAUGAUGAUCGGUUGUGGAAUAGUAACUAUCGGACUGAGCUGUGCUUUGUUUUUACCGGAGACCAUGAACCAAUGCGUAACGAGGAAAUCACCAGUGCAAGGGGAUGAGCCAGGUUCCUGCAUAGGCGGCUUGGUUGUCGAUGAAGAACAGUCCCACUCCAGCUCGAAGGUUCUCCCGAAGCCGUCGAGACAUCGUCUCAUCUUGGAGAAGAUUCGACGGUUCCUCAACCAUGACAUUUUCAUCUUCGACCACCGGGUCCUUUUGCUACUCUUCGCCUUUGCCAUUUCCCAGCUCGCUCUGGGUUCCACUGCGUACUUGGCUCAGUAUAUCUCUACAAGCUUCAGCUGGACCUUAGCACAGGCCAACCUCCUCAAAUCCUUCCACGCAGCUGCUACCAUCCCCGUGUACCUGUUCCUUCUUCCGUAUCUUUCAACGCACGUUUUGCAUUACCUAUCGCUGCUUAGAAGGGAUCUUUACCUCGCGCGUAUGAGUAUUAUCUGUCUGGCUGUUGGAUCACUCGGUGUUGGUCUUGCGCCGCACAUCAUCUUUUUGGUUCCAAGCCUUUGCCUGCACGCGGCUGGAGGAGGUUUCCCCAUUGUCGCACGGUCUCUGGCUACAGCCUUGGUAGAGAGGGACAAAACAGCAAGAUUGUUCUCAACAAUCGAGAUAUUACAGUCGGUGGGAAGUGUGUUGGGGAGUCUCUGUUUCACAAAUGUAUUCACGCUUGGGUUGAGACUGAGCGGGGCAUGGAUCGGGCUGGUGUGGAUAAUGAGCAGUCUGCUCUUUGCAUUGGUGGGGAUUGCACUUAUGAUGCUUCGAGUAUAA
Molecule: messenger RNA, 1569 nt
Organism: Aspergillus udagawae
Lineage: Eukaryota; Fungi; Ascomycota; Eurotiomycetes; Eurotiales; Aspergillaceae
Exons: 2
Coding region: 1-1569 (522 amino acids)
Biological process (GO): transmembrane transport
Cellular component (GO): membrane
Molecular function (GO): transmembrane transporter activity
Source: RefSeq, a predicted model, not a curated record